Molecule: messenger RNA, 1253 nt
Organism: Cuscuta europaea
Lineage: Eukaryota; Viridiplantae; Streptophyta; Magnoliopsida; Solanales; Convolvulaceae
Source: the annotation of a GenBank genome assembly
CCAACCUCUCUCUAAACAUCCCAGAAACAUUUCCUCCUCCUUCUCUCUUCAUUUCUCAACCCCAAAUCAUCAACUCAUCUUCAACCAUAACUAAUCACUUUCUCAUCCAAGAUUAAGUCAAGAUUAGCAUCAAAGCUCAAAGGAUUGUCAUCUAUCACAAGAGAGCCCACCCGCCAAAGCUUAUCAAAUGGACAGAUCUCCCAGAAACAAUAUUGCAAAAGCAGAUGUUAGACUACCUUCAAAUCCAUCUUCUGUAACACCUGAGUUUGAGGAUGUGCCAGUUAAGCCGCUCUCUGGGAGACCUUUCUGUGAUUUCAUCCUCUCAAAAAAGAGACCCAUAUCUCAAAUGGUUUUUCCACCUGAAAUGAACUCUGAGCUUCCUAAUGGAAGGGUCCCGGUAGUGAUCACAUAUGGAAAGAAUACUUGGAGGACUAUUCUGUGUGUAAACAGGAACAUAAAAAGCUUGGACUCUACCACAUGGAAAGACUUUUUGAAAGAUAAUAAAGUCAAAUAUGGAGAUGGGUUGAUUCUUGAGGUCAUGGAGAUCAACAAAGAUUUGAUCAAGCUUGAAGCUCAAAUACUCAGAGGUGACUUCCCUGCUGAACUUGACAUGCAGAUUUCUGGUAGUGCGCCAGAAAAUGAAAUCACCAUCGAGUAGCAUGUUUAGUUCUCUAGUAAUUAUAGGUUUUAUCAAGAGUCAAAAUCUCUUCGAGUGUUUCUAAUCUUUUGAACAAUAUGUGUCAUUGCCCGUUUGUUCAUACUAUGUCAGUAUAUCCAGUGGAGGACCUAGGGAGGGCCUAGGGGGACAAGUGCCCCCGCUUUUGGCCAAUAAUUUUACUACUAGUAUUUAGAGUAAAAUAAGUGUCCCGUUUCCGGCCAAGAAUUUCACUAUUAGUGUGCCCCUACUCUCACAAAUCUCUGGGUCCGCCACUGAGUAUAUCUUUGGACAUUCUUUGGUAGUAUCUAUGAAUGCUGCUGCAGCAACCAGGCCAGAGGCCAUGUAUUAAUCCCUUCCUCCAUCUCUUCUUUAUGUGUCUAGGUUAAACCAAAUUCAAUGAAAAGCUAUUCAAUGAGGGGCCUGGUUGAUACUUGAGGUACCCUAUCUUGAUGGGGAGAUGUGUAGUAUGAUACUCUUGUAAUUUCCAUGUGUAUGUUUGCAGUUUUAAUUAGUUUUGUAGUUUGUUAUCUUGGAAAUUACACACUUUUGAUGUAAUAUUUUAGUUUGUUAAAUAUUUUGUAAUUUGUUUAGACUA